Molecule: messenger RNA, 1158 nt
Organism: Blepharisma stoltei
Lineage: Eukaryota; Ciliophora; Heterotrichea; Heterotrichida; Blepharismidae
Source: the annotation of a GenBank genome assembly
AUGGAAGCAAUUUUAGAAUGCCCUGUUUGUGUAGAGCAAUAUGACAGAUCCUCUCAUCUCCCGCUCGUCCUCCUAUGUGGCCAUACUCUCUGCAAGAAAUGUGCUACAAAUCUUCAUAAAACAACAGGAAAAAUCACCUGUCCGCUUGAUCGAAAAUAUGAUAAUCGGCAAAUUCAACAAAUUUCUCAUUCUUUUCAUAUCCUUGAGCUUAUAGAAAAGUUAGCUGACAUGUCCCAAACUUUAAAAUACCUCAAAUUGUCGCCGUCUGAAAGACUAACUGCAAUGAGAAAGCAGGCUGAAGAAAAUCUAGAAAAAUGUCGAAGCCAUAUAGGCUUAGCCAAUACAAAAAUUACAGAAAUUAGUGAGAAAAAACAAAAAAUUUUGACGGAAAUCAGCACAUCAUUUAAUAUACCAAGGCAUAAUAUAAUAAAAAAACUAUUUUUUAUAUAAAAAAAAUUAUUUAGUGGAUUAAUAAAGAAUAUGCUAAAAGAAGCAUUAGAAGAGCGGCAAAGUAUUUUAGAAAAAGAAAUUAUAAAUAAAGCAAACGAAGAAAUUGAGAAAUUUGAAGAAAUUAGGGAUGAAGCGCAAGAGCUUUAUGACGCGUCCAAUAUUGCAUUUGAGCAUUUAAUGGGCAGCAAUGAAUUAGACUUAGAUAAAGAAGACUUAAAGCCUAUAGCCCAGCUUACUGAGCUUCCAGCUGUAGAAAUAAACUGAAAAUAUGUGAUUGAUGAAGCUGCUGAAAAUUUUAUUAAAAAUCUAGGAAGGGUCGGAAAAUGAAGCAUAAUUUGGUGUCAUUUUUUUCUAGAUUUAAUAAUAAAAUAAUUUUUCUCAAAAAUUAACUAUUUUCUCAAAUGAUUAUCAAAAAUUUUGGAAAAUUAAAGCAUUUGCGAUAUCAAAAAGACAGAGAAAAUGCCACUUAGCCUCAUAAUUGCUCCAAUAGAGUGCGAUAACUAUAAAAAUGUAACCUACUGGAUGGUCCCAAGCUGCUGCUCACAAUAUUAUUGCUGCAAUAAGUGCCAUGACAGAAAAGAGACUCAUCAGUGGGUUUAUGCAAAUAGAAUGGUCUGUAUGUAUUGUGAAAAAGAGCAAGAUUAUCGAAAGCUCCCAAAUCAUUGUGAAUAUUGCAAUCAGCAUCAUAAAGGGGUUGUUAGCAAAUAA